Molecule: messenger RNA, 2385 nt
Organism: Fusarium odoratissimum NRRL 54006
Lineage: Eukaryota; Fungi; Ascomycota; Sordariomycetes; Hypocreales; Nectriaceae
Exons: 4
Coding region: 1-2385 (794 amino acids)
Biological process (GO): carbohydrate metabolic process
Molecular function (GO): alpha-L-fucosidase activity
Source: RefSeq, a predicted model, not a curated record
AUGUACUUCUUCUUUUUAUAUCUCUUUAUUGCCCUUGCCACCUCAGUAGAGGCCCAGAAGGGUAACUACUCAGGCUCGCGGCACCUUUGGUAUAAUAGUCCUGGGAGCGAUUUCAGAUCAUCUCUACCCAUUGGCAACGGCAGACUGGGUGCACUAGUUCAAGGUUCCAUCUCGGAGAAAAUUAUCAUCAACGAAAACUCGGUAUGGAGCGGUCCCUUUCAAGACCGUAUCAAUCCCAGCUCCUUAGAAGGAUUUCCCAAGGCUCGCAAAUUGUUGACUGAAAACAACUACACGGGAGCUGCGGGGUUCGCAGCAAGUGACAUGUACGGAAAACCCCCACAGAACAGGUGGUACAGCGUGACAGGAAACCUGCUGUUGGAUUUUGGGCAUCAGGAGGAGCAAAUCUCGAACUACGAGAGAUGGCUUGACACUCUGGAGGGCAACGCUGGUGUCAGCUACGAUGUCAAUGGAGUCACAUACACUCGUGAAAUUGUAGCCAACUUUCCUCUUGGCGUCAUUGCAGCGCGUUUCACGGCAAGCAAAAAUGGUUCGCUCAACAUCGGCGUGAGCCUUGACCGCGACAGAGGCGUCAUUAGUAACCUCGCAGUUGAAGGGGCAAAUAACAUCACGAUGGAUAUUGGAGGCUCAGGAGCGGACGCGAUUCCUUUCACUGCAGGCCUUCGUGUCUUUUCAAAUGAUGGGACCAUAAAGGCAGACGGAUCUUCCUUGAAUAUCACGAAAGCCUCCACAGUUGAUCUUUUCUUGGAUGUAGAAACAAGCUUCCAGUGGAGUUCCGAGUCUGACUGGAAGGCUGGUCUUGUGAACAAGCUAGACAAGGCAGUCAAGCGUGGGUUCGAGUCUCUCAAAGCGGAAGCCAUCUCAGACCAUCAGAGCUUGAUGGAACGCGUGGCCCUCGAUCUCGGAUCAAACAACAGCACCUCGAGUCAGCCAACUGAUAAACGAGUCAGUGCAUACGCGAGUAACCCAAACGAUGACCCUGAGUUUGUUACGCUGAGUUUCCAGUUUGGCCGUCACCUGCUUGUCUCUGCCUCUAGAGACACUGGCGGUCCUGGCUUAGGAGUCCCAGCAAACUUGCAGGGUAUUUGGAACGACAUGUAUAAUCCUCCCUGGGGAAGUAAAUUUACCGUCAACAUCAACACAGAGAUGAAUUACUGGCUAGCUGAGACAACCGACCUCCCGGAAACCCUCAGGCCACUGUGGGACCUCAUGUAUCGCAGCCUUGAUAGAGGAUCAGAAGUUGCCGCCAAGAUGUAUGGCUGCCCAGGCUAUGUGUCGCACCAUAAUCUUGACCUCUGGGGUGAUUCGGCCCCUCACGACAGUGGUACGGCUUAUACCAUCUGGCCAUCGAGUAACCUCUGGCUCUCUCAGCAUAUGAUGGAGCACUAUCGAUUUACUGGUGACAAGACGUUUUUGAGAGAAAAGGCUUGGCCAUUAUUCAAAGACAUCGCGGCAUUUUUUGACUGCUAUCUCUUUGAGUUUAAUGGUAAAUGGACCUCUGGGCCUUCCACUUCGCCCGAGAAUGUUUUCAUUAUUCCUAAGGAUGGGGCAAAGGCUGGUAGCAAAGAGUCUCUCGAUAUUUCCAUCACUAUGGAUAACUCUCUGCUGCGCGAAUUCUUCUCCAACGUCAUCGAGGCUGCAGGCAUCCUUGGCGUUGAUCUUAGCACAGAUAAGGUCCUUUCAAAGGUAGAGGCCUACCGGGAUGGUUUACGACCUACCGAAAUCGGCGCUCGAGGUCAGAUUCAAGAGUGGCGCCAUGACUAUACAGAAGGUGAACCGGGACACCGCCACUACUCACACCUCGUCGAUCUCUUCCCUGCCAGAGCAAUGUCCCCUCUUCUCAACAAGACUCUUGCGAAUGCAGCCCAGAAGAGUAUUGAACUUCGACUCGCUGCGGGUGGUGCGUCCACUGGCUGGUCACGCGUGUGGACAGCAGCACUUUAUGCUCGAUUGCUCAACGGCGACAAGGCUUAUGGCAACAUUCAGACUCUACUUGGUCGCCAUCCCGCCACCAACCUAUUUCACAAUAUCGAACCUGGCCAGGCAUUCCAGAUUGACAGUAACUAUGGUCUAGUAGCUGCUCUGGCGGAGACUCUAGUCCAAAGCCAAGCCGGCGUUGUGCAUAUCUUGCCUGCACUGGGCUCCCAGGUGAAGACUGGUUCUGUUUCUGGACUUGUGGCCCGUGGGGGCUUCCAAGUAUCCAUCGUUUGGGAGAAUGGGCUCCUCGUGGAAGCAAAAGUCAAAUCCAGACUAGGCAAUUCUCUGAAAGUAAGGGUUGCGGGUGGUUCAAGCUUUGAGAUCGAUGGAAAGGGAGUAAAUGAGGUUGAGACCACGUCAGGACAAACAUAUACUAUUACUCUCGCCUGA